This is a messenger RNA of Selaginella moellendorffii, 2250 nucleotides long. Its product is annotated as protein PLASTID TRANSCRIPTIONALLY ACTIVE 10. The record is from RefSeq and is a predicted model, not a curated record. Lineage: Eukaryota; Viridiplantae; Streptophyta; Lycopodiopsida; Selaginellales; Selaginellaceae. Gene Ontology annotation, cellular component: plastid-encoded plastid RNA polymerase complex; chloroplast. Bases 136 to 2085 code for a protein of 649 amino acids. Gene Ontology annotation, molecular function: RNA binding. The transcript is spliced from 11 exons.
AAAGAUUGAGCUCGUUUAAAUAUCACUGAGAGUUACUAUCGAGUUACUAUAGACUUGGUCACUUCUACACUGGAGGAUUUUGAGAUUCCAAGAAUCCCUCCAAAUGAAAACCCCCUAGGGUUUAAGUAAAAGUCCAUGACCAGCUCCGUGGUCUCGGUCUCCUCUCGCUACUGCCACUUCCCUGGAUCCUCCACUGCGAGCAAGAAAGAUAAGGUAGCAUCCUCUCUCUCUCCCUCGAUUUCCAGGAGCAAGCUAGAAUGCAAGCACCCAGAUCCUCGUCCCGGCCACCAGCAGCGCAUUCUUGUAUCUAGGAGGGCUUCCAGAUCCUCCAAAGCCAAGGCCAGCGAGGAAGAAGAGGACGACGAUGGCGAUCCAGACGCAGCGGCAUCCACCAGUGGCAAAUCCGAGAAGGAGCGGGCGCGCGAGGAGCUGAAGUGGCUGUGGGGGAGAGGAUGGGCGCCAUGGGAGGAGGUCCACCCACCGGAGAAUCACUUCGCGCUCAAGAGCUUGGGCGAUGCGUCGGUGGAGAAUCCGCGGCUGCCGGAGGGCGUGAUCGAGCUGCUGGACAAGAAGCCCAAGAGGGAGAAGAAGGCCCCCGAGGUGAGAGAGGUGGAGGAGGAGCUGGAUUUCCACAGCGUGGCGUUUGCGCUGAUUCCUCCCAGGGAUUGGCCGCCGCCGGGGUGGGAAGUGGAUCAAAAGGAGCUGGAGUUCAUCCGCGAGACGCACACCAUGUAUGAGAAUGUGGUGGUGGAAAAGAAGGAUUUGGAGGGCGCUAGAGCUCACGAUGAUCCGGGGAUUUCUCUCUCGCGAUGGGAGACUUUCGUAAAACAAUAUGAUGAAUGGGUGGCCGCCAACAAGGAAAGACUAGACAAAGAAGCUCUCGAGGUUGAUCCCGAGUACUCUCCUGGUAGACGACGCACAGGAGCACGGUACACUGAUGGAAUGUAUGAGCUUCCAUUUAUAUAUCCCGGACAGCACCAUGUGGGCAUGAUCGUCCACAUUGAUAAACACGAUGGUGCUUUCAUUUACUUUGGUUGCGUUCACGACGGCUGGGUCGGAAUUCAAGACAAUGACUGGUUCAAGCUGCGGCAUAUCCUUGAAGUCGGGAGCAUUGUCGAGGUGGAAGUGCUUGCUAAGCGAGAUCCUUACCGCUAUCGUUUCCCAAUCGAGAUGAGGUUCGUGAACCCCAACAUCGACAAAGACAUAUUUAGAAGAUUCAAGUAUCCCCCAAUCAUACAACGACCAGGAGAUGGACACGAUGAGGAAGUCGCUAGAGAAACAGGGAGACCUUUUACUCUAGAGCUGGAGCCAACCUUUGCUGAUGAACCGGAUCCCAGAGAAUGCUCUCAUCCAUACAUCCCCAAGCUCCGGCAUUUGUACAUUUGCGAGCAAUCGAUCCUAGAUGACGAAGAGGGCACCGGGGAUGAAGUGGAAGUCGAAGACGAGAAAGGAGACGAGACGAACGGCGAGGAAGAAAAAGUUCCUGAACCCACCAAAGAAGAAUGGUAUGAGUACGUGAACCAGGUAGAGAAAGAGCUUACCGACGAGGAGGACCUCGACGACGACGAUGAGCAACUGAUCAAGAGGAAGGCAGCAAGGAAAAAUCCGGGCGUCGUUGGGAUUUUAGCACCAACAGCAGCUGUUCCAUAUCGAUCAUUCCUUGUGAACAUUGACAAAGCGGAGCUUGAGCUGGACGUUGCUCGCGAAGAAAGGCAGACGAGAAACCGGCUUUACAACGAAGCUGCUGCUCAAGGCGACAAGCACGUAGAUAUCCCACUUCCAAAGCGCCAAGUGAUGAUGCUGGAGCUAGAGCGAAUGCACAGACAGCGGUGCCGAGAGGAAGAAGAAGCUCUGAUGCGUGAUGCUACCUGCCGGUUAGAAGCUGGACUUCCAGCUUGUGAUCCAAGGUUCUCGGACGAUCCAUGGCCUGAGAACAAGUUCAAUCCACUGAAGAAGAUCUGGCAAGCCGACUACAUUGGUGAUCCCAAAAAGUAUAAGUUCGGAAGGAGGAAGCGUGACAAACGUCCCAGGCAUCGCAUGACAAUGAAAAGAAGCACAGCGGCAUCUGAGCAACAGGCUCCGUAGCUAGAAAAAAAGAAGAUCCUUCGACCUUGAGGACAAGAACACAGUAUGAUCUUGCGAGAUACGAAGUGCUCUCAACUCGCAAGCACAAAGUUGCUUUUACGCAAACUUGACAUUGUAUAAUGAGAUAUCUCACCGAGUAAUAUAUCCUCAGCGUCUCAUUCAGUC